Ceratitis capitata (Mediterranean fruit fly) is the source of this 1328-nucleotide messenger RNA. RefSeq names its product protein suppressor of variegation 3-7. The record is from RefSeq and is a predicted model, not a curated record. The transcript has 3 exons. Bases 99 to 1136 code for a protein of 345 amino acids. Gene Ontology annotation, molecular function: DNA binding. Lineage: Eukaryota; Metazoa; Arthropoda; Insecta; Diptera; Tephritidae.
GACGCGCACAAAUAUAUUUGCUCGCCAUAAAUAAAAGAAUCUUAAAGUUUAAAGUAGCAUUAAAUUUUGGAGUAUAUGAAAAUAUUUUUCUUUGCGUUAUGAGUUUUACAGACGAUUCUUCUGAUUUGGAUUGGAAAGCACCGAAAAUGAAAACAACCAGAUCCAUAAAACAGGAGAAUACUUCAGCGCAAAGCAAACCAAAAUAUGCACAGAAAUUUUGCCAGAAAUGGAUGAACCUGUUUAGUCCAUGGCUCGCACGCUGUGAAGAUGAUCCAAGCAAACCAUUUUGCCGAGCAUGUCAGUGUCGCUUGGAUUGCAACCGCUGCCACUUACAACGACACGAGCGUACCACAAAACAUGUACGCAACUUGGAAAUACUCAUAAACAAAGGGGAAGGUGCUGCAAGACAAAACCUAAGUAUUCGGCAGGAACGUAGUAAAUACUACCAACAACGUAAGAAAGUAAAUUCUUCGCUUACAUCAUCACAGGAUGCCUCAGAAUUUGGUGCCGAUACGACAGAUGAGUUUAUUGAAGAAGCUGAACCCGAAGGCGAAACUGCUUUCCAAUUUGUUCAAGCCGACUCUGCGCCUGGUGAAUAUACUGAAGAAGCUGUUUUAAAGCAAGAAAUUACAACUGUUGAUGGCCAAGCUGAUCCAUUACCCCCGAGCACAACAUUGAAACAAGAGAAAAAGAUAUGUAAUCAGAAAAAACCUGUUGUUAGAAAAGAACGAAUGAAAUUACUUAUGCAAAUACAGAAAGAUAAAAAUGAUCUAAUGGAUUCCUUUCGAGAACUUAUGGGACCUCAACAGCAAUCACCAAAAAUUGAAAAGAAUCAUGUUGAUUUAUUUUUUGAAAGUGUCAGCUCUAGUGUUAAAGCGCUGUCACCGAAAUUGAUUGCCGAAACGAAAAUGCGUGUAUCACAGUUGAUAUGUGAGCUAGAACUGCGUGCGCUUACUGAAAAUGAGGUGAAUGCUUCAGGGACUGCAGCAAACGCUGCGGUGGUUGUGUCAUCUGAUAAUGGUACUGUGAGCAAUGCAUUCAUUAUAAGCCAACCAGUGGCUACUGUUGUCCAUGGAACUACAUCACAUCAUCAUACGACGGAAAGUGUGGGGCAACAUUACGAAACACUCAGUUGAAAAUUUGAAAAUAAGAUAUCAAUAUUUAUUUUAUUUUCUUAUAUAAAUACAAACAUGUGUAGAUGUGUAUUUAUGUAUAUAAAUUAAACUAAACUUUGCUUUAAUAAUUUUGAAUUAUACGCUGUAAAUAUAAGUUUCGUCAUUAAAAUUUUACAUAAACUAUAAAUAAAGUUUCUUUAAUUUUAAUAUGCA